Molecule: messenger RNA, 1809 nt
Organism: Fusarium keratoplasticum
Lineage: Eukaryota; Fungi; Ascomycota; Sordariomycetes; Hypocreales; Nectriaceae
Exons: 1
Coding region: 1-1809 (602 amino acids)
Source: RefSeq, a predicted model, not a curated record
AUGUCGUCCACCCCGACCCCAGGAGGGUUCUCUCUAUUCCCGAGUCCCAACUCUUCCAAGCCGCCGUCGACCUCGAAGACUCGACACCGCCGUUCCGAGUCCCGCCGCUCCCGGUCAUCUCGUCGCUCAGAGUCCCGCGAGCGUAGAGCACCCACGCCUCAUGAUAGGAGGGCUGCUACACCACAAGCCAUGUCUCCAGAGAUAACUCAGCAGCCGGCGUCGCCUGCUCGAAACGGACGCCAGUCACCCCAGAACUUUUCGCAGACGCCAAUUGAGUUUGAGGCCAUCUACCAACAACAGCAUGAGGAAGCACAGUUUCAUGUUCAGAGACCUCAACCGGCGGCUGAGAUCCCAAGACACACCGACCCAGAUGUCAUUGCUGGGCCUAGCAGUGAGCGCUUCAGAAGCUCAAUAGCCAAGCCGCCGUUGGGCGAGCUAUCCCCCGAACAGCCGCUGCGCUCCAUCUUUCCGACUUACAACCACGAUGUACCCCUCGACCAGCAGGUGUAUGCCCCCACAGAAAACAGGCCCGCUCCGAUGCCGCGGGCUGUCCUCAGCAGACAGACAUACUACGAGACGCCAUCUGAUUUCAACUCGCCAAACGGUCCCGUUCGGAGCCCCAUUGUCAGCCCUUCUAGUAUCCAGUCCAUAAAGUCGGCAUGGCCCCGACCCCAAAGACUUCAGCAGGAACCUCCUCUCGUGCCCACAAUCAGCUCAACUGAGCAGCUCAAGAACCUGUGGAAGGUUGCCAACGGAUGGCAAGCCUCUGCUUCUGAAGGAAGGGUGUAUUGCUUGAAGUUGAGCCAGGAAAAGGAUGCUCCCGUCUAUAACCUCUCAUCCGCCUCACAACCCUUUUAUAACCUCCGCCUCGACCCGACAUCAGCCUCGGCCUAUGUCACUCUUACACGACACGACCCCAACAAGCCCUACAAGGGCCCCAAGCCCGACACUAACUCGUCGGCUAGCAGCAUCAUCCGCCCUAGUAGCAGCAGCACAAGCAGCCCCAAGAUUACCGACGGCAAGCACUGGCAGGAAGCCUUGAAUACCACCCUCGAGGAAGAGUCACGAAAGCAUCGUCCUAAUGAUGGUCUCGUCGCUCUUCUCAUGCCUACCCCGGCAACAAAGGUGGCCAUUGAGCGGUCCGCUGAUCCCACCACUGUCAUGAUGGCUGAGCGAGAGUGUGCUCGUCUUGUGUGGGAUGACGACAGCUCAAACCACUUCCUCGUUCACCCUGCCCUUGCUGCUCCUUUCUGCGUCACCAUUGAGCGGUCGCCAGCCUGGUCUCGAGUCGAGUACACUCUUGAGCACCACGAGUCACCACAGCAUCUCGCAAAGCUGACCCGUGAUGGCACCGGCGGUGGUUGGCUCGAGGUUGACACCGGCAUUGCCUCCAAGAUCGAGUCAUACUACAUCAUCGACGUUGCCGUCGCAGCGCUGAUGCUCGUCGCCGCAGCCGACGAAAAGAACACACCCGCCGUCGAGGCCUUUGAGCCUCCGCCUCCGCUGAUCCUCACACCCAAGCAAGAGCGCCGUCUUAGCAAGAUGAGCAAGCGUGAGGAAAGGAAGCAGCGCGAAGAGAAGAAGCGCCGCAAGAUGGAGUCAUUCGAGAUUGACGUCGAAAGCCAAGACGAAAGCCUAGGCAAGGGCAAGUCCAAGGAAUUCGAGGACAAGUUGCCCUUCCUCAUCCGAGUGGUCGUCAAGAUCAUAAAAGGCCUGUUUGCCUGUUUCAUCUGGGUGCUGACGCUUGGGUUCAAGUGUUUCGGGGGUGUUUUCAAGGGCAUGUAUAAAUGCGUUGGAUCAAAGUAUUAA